Molecule: messenger RNA, 2563 nt
Organism: Onychomys torridus (southern grasshopper mouse)
Lineage: Eukaryota; Metazoa; Chordata; Mammalia; Rodentia; Cricetidae
Gene: Grk4
Product: G protein-coupled receptor kinase 4
Exons: 16
Coding region: 638-2365 (575 amino acids)
Biological process (GO): protein phosphorylation; signal transduction; regulation of signal transduction
Cellular component (GO): cytoplasm
Molecular function (GO): ATP binding; G protein-coupled receptor kinase activity
Source: RefSeq, a predicted model, not a curated record
CACAGUCUCCUCCGGCACCGGCCCGAGGGGAGCUCUCGGGCUCCCUCUGGAGGAAAACCGUUAGCCGGGGCCAGGCUGCUGUGCAAAUUAUCUGGCGGCCCCGGCGGCGGCGGCGGCGGCUUCGGUAGCCGUCGCCGCCGGAGACGGCUCUCCGGUCAGUGGGCUCCCCCGUGGGGUGGGGCGCAGCGGAGGCUCAGUGCCGCGCCGGGACCGGGCGCAGAGGCGAGAGUUAAGCGCCGUGGACUUGGGCUAUGAUGCUAGGAGGAAUUCGAGCGACCGCGCGCCGGCACCGAUAGCGGAGGCCUCUCGCCCUGACAACAUAGCUGGAGCCCGUGGCGAGCCUUCCCCGGGCCAGCAUUCGCACCGACAGCGACGGCGACGGCGGCGGCGGCGGCGGAGGCGGCGGCGGCGCCCCUGGUGGCAGUGGUGGCGACGCAAGAAGAAGCCGAAGAAGAGACGGCGGCGAAAGCGGUCGCGGCGGGCCAGCAUCCAGAAGCCCUGUGUCCCGCCGGAGGUAUGCGAGGAGGCUGCACCUGUGGAUGUAGGGUCUCCCCGCCAGCCUUCCCCGCCUCCGUUGCCUACACCCGGAAAGAUUCGACUCCCGCCUCCGCGGCGCCUGCGGCGCAGACUACGGGCCAUGGAACUCGAGAACCUCGUGGCCAACACUCUGCUGCUGAAGGCUCGUCAAGCAGGAUUUAGUAAGAAGAAAGGCCGCAGUAAAAAAUGGAGGGAGAUGCUGAAGUUGCCCCCAGUCAGCAUGUGCACUGAGCUGAGAUACUCCAUCGAAAAGGAUUUUAGCAGCCUUUGUGACAAGCAGCCAAUAGGAAGACUUCUUUUCAGACAAUUCUGUGAUACAAAACCAGAUCUAAAGAGAUGCAUUGAAUUCUUGGAUGCAGUGGCAGAAUAUGAAGUUACCAUUGAAGAGGAGCAAACAGAGUUUGGACUAUCAGUCUUAAAUAGAUUCUUCAAGGAGAAGUCAGAAGUCUCCUUACCACAGAUACCUUCAGCUGUUGUGAAAGACUGUAAAUGGAAUCUAAAGCGGAAUUCCUUCCCUAAAAAUGUUUUCCACGAAUGCGCUAGAAUUGUCUAUACCUAUUUGAGUGAAACACCAUUUGAAGAAUACCAAGACAGUAUAUACUUCUGCCGAUUUUUACAAUGGAAAUGGCUGGAAAGGCAGCCAGUAACAAAGAACACGUUCAGACAUUACAGAGUUCUAGGAAAAGGCGGAUUUGGAGAGGUUUGUGCCUGUCAAGUACGAGCUACAGGAAAAAUGUAUGCCUGCAAAAAACUAGAAAAAAAGAGAAUAAAGAAGAGGAAAGGUGAAACUCUGGCUCUGAAUGAGAAAAGAAUCUUAGAAAAAUUGCAUAGUAGAUUUGUAGUUAGUUUAGCCUACACUUAUGAAACCAAGGAUUCCUUGUGCUUGGUGCUAACCAUUAUGAAUGGAGGGGAUUUGAAGUACCACAUUUACAACCUGGGCAAUCCUGGCUUUGAGGAGCCGAGAGCUGUGUUCUAUGCUGCAGAGCUGUGCUGUGCCUUGGAAGAUUUACAGAGGGAAAGAAUUGUAUACAGAGACCUAAAGCCAGAGAAUAUCCUCCUUGAUGAUCGUGGACACAUCCGAAUUUCUGAUCUUGGUCUAGCUCUGGAAAUCCCAGAAGGGGAGCUGGUUCGAGGAAGAGUUGGUACUGUUGGCUACAUGUCUCCAGAAAUUAUCAAUAAUGAAAAGUAUACAUUUGGUCCUGAUUGGUGGGGACUUGGCUGUCUGCUAUAUGAAAUGAUUGAGGGACACGCUCCAUUCAAAAAAUAUAAAGAAAAAGUCAGCCGGGAGGAAGUGGAAAGAAGAGUGAGGAAUGAAACUGAGGAGUACUCUGAGAAAUUUUCAGAGGAGGCCAAGUCUAUCUGUAGCAUGUUACUCAUCAAGGAUCCAAGACAUCGGCUAGGCUGUCAUGGUGGAGCUGCUGCUGUAAAGCAGCACCCAGUGUUCAAGGACAUAAACUUCAGCAGGCUGGAAGCAAAUAUGGUAGAUCCCCCUUUCUCUCCUGAUCCUCAGGCCAUUUAUUGUAAGGAUAUCUUGGAUAUUGGGCAGUUCUCUGUAGUGAAAGGAGUCACCCUGGACAACAAUGAUGAACUCUUCUAUGCUGAAUUUGCUACAGGGAGUGUCACCAUCCCCUGGCAGAAUGAGAUGAUUGAAUCUGGAUGUUUCAAGGAUCUCAAUGAAGAGGAAGAGGAAGGAGAUUCGAAGUCAUGUAAAAAAGAGUAUUUGUGUCCCGACAUUCUCAGACCCAAGAGAAAUUUCUUCCGUAGACUCUUCAGAAGAGGGGGCUGCCUGAACAUUGUCAGUGAGGAGGGGGAGCCAACACAACGCUGACCGUUCACUGUGCAGACCACAGAGCAAGACCCUGGUGUUAAGAAGGAACCUGUCACUUACUCAGUGUCUUGUCCUUUCCAUGAAUUGUAAUAAACAGUCUAUGACACUGUUUAUAAUGUGCUUUCAUAUAUUUUUUACAUUAAUAUCUGCAUUGUCUUUUUACUGAAGCUGUAUUAAAGAAGAAGCCUGAGAACACCA